AUGCCUUUAUCUAUAUACCGAGCAAAUACACUACAGUAUAAGACGGCCACAACCGUCUGUAAAUGUGUAAAAACAAUAAUAAAUCGAAGAAUGGGAAUUUUUGGCUCAAAAUACGAAACUAUAGAUACUGAAAAUAUUGAAAUUCCAACCUCAACCUGCCAUAGAAUGCAUAGCCUCUUUCAUUCACCUGCUGGAGAAAUGUAUGGAAAUAACACCUUUAAGGCAACCAAUAAUACUUUGGAAAAAGAAUGGCGAAUUUGGCCCUUUAGCCUCAUGUGGUAUACAGAAGAAGUAACAAAUUGUUACGCAUUUGACUCUGUAAUUUUUACUCGCCACGGAAUGAGCGGUGUAUCAACACCUUUAGGAACUUGCCCAGGCUGCCUUUACACUUCGGGUUCAUGCCGCUGUGCACAAGGAAGCCUUAUUUGGCAACCGGAAAAAUCGCAGCAAUGCUCAUUCAUAUUUGUUGCCCGAUGGGAAGGCGAAUAUUCAACUAGAAUUUGGAUAACCCAGAGUAGUGAAUUUGCCCUUAGUUUCGAAAAUGCCACAAUUAAAAAUGAUUGUGAGGGAACGCAAUAUGCAAUUUCAGAUCAAGGUUUCUCAGUUCCUGUAAAUGAAUAUAACGAAAUGAUAAUGAAAACAACUCGCAGCGCAAAUGACUGCCCUUAGCGCAAAAAUAACCUAUAACACACAACGUUUAUUUGCCGAAUCCACUCAUCAAAUUUGUACUAGCUUACA
Meloidogyne enterolobii is the source of this 738-nucleotide messenger RNA. NCBI's taxonomy places the organism in Eukaryota, Metazoa, Nematoda, Chromadorea, Rhabditida, Meloidogynidae. The record is from the annotation of a GenBank genome assembly.